UUCAUUCAUUAGUAAAGUGUCAAAAAGUUGUGAUUUAAGUUUGCACGAAUAUUUUUUAUUAAAUUUAUUGUUUAAAGCGUGAUAUUUCACACAAUCUUACGGCUUUCUAUCGUUAAGUUUACGUUUCAAUAUUAUAGGCUGUUAAACUUUGAAGUAAAUUUUAUAUCGUGUAUGUUUACAUAAACCAAGCACCAAGAUCGAAUAAUGAUUUGAAUCACAAUGAAAGCGCAUAUAAAAUAGCUAGAACUAAGCGAAGUGUGAAGAAUAUCGGGAGUGCACAGUAGUAGUUUAAGUGUGGUGGUGCGGAUAUGGCAGACAGCGGUUCUUUUGUCGCGAAACCGGUGCGAGGUUGGCUUCACCCAGAUGCUGUGCUCGCCACCGACGGGGUGACAUAUGCGGUCCGGUACAUCGGUUGCAUGGAGGUGCUGACUUCCAUGAAGAAAUUAGACUUUGAAACAAGGUCCCAAGUUGCCAAAGAAUGUAUAGCUCGAGUGUGUGCAGCAGCAGGUCUGCGAUCAGCAGAUAAAAAGAGAAGAGUUUGUCAAGCGGCAGCCCGGGCCCUGGCACAACGGCCUCGCAUGUCCCACUCCGGAGCCAAUGUCGCACUCACAGUAUCCUCCAAAGCCAUAACUCUAUCAGAAUUGGAAGGCGGAGAGACAGUAGCCAGACACGACAUGCCCAGAGUGUCCUUUGCAUCAGGAGGAGAUUCCGACUCAUUAGACUUUGUAGCAUACGUAGCUAAAUCUGCACCACCAACGGAAUGGAGAGCAUGCUAUGUACUAGAAUGUGGUGGGCGGUUGGCACAGGAUGUAAUUGCGACAAUAGGACAGGCAUUUGAAUUGCGUUAUAAAGAAUUUUUGACGAAACCUUCAACGUUGAAUAUAAAUGGGUCCCGAGGGGCUUGCUCCGGGGACGAAGCGUCGUCGUCGGUGCCGCUGGACGACCGCGACUACUACAACGACAUGCCCGACAAGAUGCCGCCGGACGCCGCGCCCGCGCACCGCCACCCGCCGCCGCCGCCCCUCGCCGCUCUGGCGCCCUUGUCCUCGUGCGAGGAGAGCGUCAGACACUACGUGAACCAAACGCCGCCGCCGCGGACCCCGCCCACUGCGCUGUUACCGAACCACCACACAGAUAUCUUCGAUAUGCAACCGUUCACCGCGACCCCCGUGACGUCAUCGGCGCCGUCGUCGUCCACGGCAUCUGUAUCGUCGCCCGCCGCGGACGCCGAGCCGCUGUCGCCGCAGGCGCAGGCCGCGCUGCUGGCUAAGGAGCCCUGGUUCCAUGGACCUAUCUCCAGGUCCAGAGCCGAGAAGCUGGUGGUCGAGGACGGCGAGUUCCUAGUCCGCGAGAGCACGGGCUGCGCCGGGCAGUUCGUGCUGACGGGCGCGCGCCGCGGCGUGCACAAGCAUCUGCUGCUCGUCGACCCCAACGGAGUGGUGCGAACAAAAGACAGCGUGUUCGAGAGUGUACCACACCUGAUCAAGUACCACUGCAGCAACGAGCUGCCCAUCGUAUCGGCUGAAUCCGAGCUGCUUCUACGCAAGCCUGUGCCGCGCGUAUAAGCCCCGCCUCCCACGCCGGACCAUCCGAUGACGUCACGACGCUUGCCGCCGCCGGAACAUCCGAUGACGUUGAAUAGGUACACUAUAUUUUACCGAUAGUAGCCAUCUUAUUUUCUGAUAGUGGUCAUUAUGUAUGUCAAACAUACAUAAUGAUCAAAAUUCUUACCAACAACACCAACAUACUUCUCUUUUAACAAGAGCUGUUCUCUUGUUGCUCCUUAACGCCGCGGUAUCUCGAUUUCAUUUUAAUGGUCGGUGUCGUGAACCUACCUAUUCGAAUCGGUAAUUUGACAUCUGAACACA
Messenger RNA from Ostrinia nubilalis (European corn borer), 1868 nucleotides. RefSeq names its product SHC-transforming protein 1 (gene Shc). The transcript has 8 exons. NCBI's taxonomy places the organism in Eukaryota, Metazoa, Arthropoda, Insecta, Lepidoptera, Crambidae. Gene Ontology annotation, biological process: intracellular signal transduction; cell surface receptor protein tyrosine kinase signaling pathway. Gene Ontology annotation, cellular component: plasma membrane. The record is from RefSeq and is a predicted model, not a curated record. Bases 309 to 1565 code for a protein of 418 amino acids. Gene Ontology annotation, molecular function: receptor tyrosine kinase binding.